Callorhinus ursinus (northern fur seal) is the source of this 2603-nucleotide messenger RNA. RefSeq names its product ilvB acetolactate synthase like (gene ILVBL). The record is from RefSeq and is a predicted model, not a curated record. NCBI's taxonomy places the organism in Eukaryota, Metazoa, Chordata, Mammalia, Carnivora, Otariidae. Gene Ontology annotation, cellular component: acetolactate synthase complex. Gene Ontology annotation, biological process: L-valine biosynthetic process. Gene Ontology annotation, molecular function: flavin adenine dinucleotide binding; thiamine pyrophosphate binding; acetolactate synthase activity.
CGGGCCGGUCUACAGGGUAUCGCUGAUGUUAGUGAAGAGAAAGGGGCACGGCCACAGCUCCGGGCCCAGUUUCCCCCCCACCCCCCCAGGCCUCGGGCUUGGGUCACGUGACACGAAGGGCGCCGAAUUCCUCUGGAGUCAGCGCCUUUUCCCGCAGGUGAAGGCCAGAGUGCCCCGGGGGUGGGAGAAGCCUUCUGACCUCGACCCGCGGCCUGGGGUGUAGGGUCGAGUUCCGGCGCUUGCAGUGGGCAGAAGUCUGGCUUUAGGAGAGGGGCGCACUCUAGCUUGGGGGCGUGGCCUCGUCCUAGGUGACGUAGAUGCGAGGUGUGCGGGCUCAACUUAGGGGCUGAGAUUCGGAUCCAGGUGUAAAAGAGAGGCGGGGCUCCCCGCCAAUUCGUUGAGAAGUAGGUGCCGCGUCAUGGAGACUUUCGCGGCCGCCGCCCCUGCUGGGAACUUCUUCCCCUCCUUGCUGUUCUUGGCCUGCGGGACGCUAGUAGCCGCUCUGCUGGGCGCCGCGCACCGCCUGGGGCUCUUCUAUCAGUUGAUGCACAAGGUGGACAAGACAAGCAUUCAGCAUGGCGGGGAAAACGUGGCAGCUGUGCUGAGGGCCCAUGGCGUGCGGUUCCUCUUCACACUGGUCGGUGGGCACAUCUCCCCGCUGCUGGUGGCCUGCGAGAAGCUGGGUAUCCGGGUGGUGGACACACGCCACGAAGUCACAGCUGUCUUUGCCGCCGAUGCCGUGGCCCGCCUGACCGGGAUGGUGGGUGUGGCUGCAGUGACAGCAGGCCCUGGCCUCACCAACACGGUGACUGCAAUGAAGAACGCCCAGAUAGCUCAGUCCCCAGUCCUGCUUCUGGGUGGGGCUGCCAGCAUGCUCCUACAGAACCGGGGUGCACUCCAGGCCAUUGAUCAGAUGUCCCUGUUUAGGCCACUGUGCAAGUUUUGUGCUUCUGUGCGGAGGGUGCGAGACAUCGUGCCCACUCUGAGGGCUGCGAUGGCUGCUGCCCAGUCAGGCACCCCAGGCCCAGUGUUUGUGGAGCUGCCCAUUGAUGUGCUGUACCCCUACUUCAUGGUCCAGAAGGAGGUGGUGCCAGCCAAUCCGCCCAAGGACCUCAUGGGUCGACUGGUCUCCUGGUACUUAGAGAAUUACCUGGCCAACCUCUUUGCAGGAGCCUGGGAGCCUCAGCCUGAGGGCCCUCUGCCUCUGGACAUUCCCCAGGCAUCCUCCCAGCAGCCCCAUCUCUCAUCCCAGGUUCAGCGCUGUAUGGAAAUCUUGAGCCGAGCCAAAAGGCCCCUUAUUGUGCUGGGGAGCCAGGCUCUGCUGCCUCCGACACCUGCUGACAAACUUCGGGCUGCUGUGGAGACCCUUGGCAUCCCCUGCUUCCUGGGAGGGAUGGCGCGAGGACUGCUGGGCCGCAACCACCCCCUCCACAUCCAGCAGAACCGGAGCGCUGCCCUGAAGAAAGCAGACGUUGUCCUUCUGGCAGGAGCCGUGUGUGACUUCCGUCUGUCUUAUGGCCGUGUCCUCAGCCGCAGCAGCAAGAUCAUCAUUGUCAACCGUAACCGGAAAGAGAUGUUGCUUAAUUCAGACAUGUUCUGGAAGCCCCAGGAAGCCGUGCAGGGAGACGUGGGCUCCUUUGUGGUGAGGCUGGCGGAGGGCCUUAAGGGCCAGACGUGGGCCUCAGACUGGGCAGAGGAGCUUCGGCAAGCUGACCAGCAGAAGGAGCAGGCCUUUCGGGAGAAGGGGUUGAUGCCUGUAGCCCAGCACCUGAACCCAGUGUGGGUACUACAGCUGGUGGAGGAAACUCUGCCUGACAACUCGAUUCUGGUGGUCGACGGUGGGGACUUCGUGGGCACUGCUGCCCACCUGGUGCGGCCCCGUGGUCCCCUGUCCUGGCUCGAUCCUGGGGCCUUUGGGACUCUGGGCGUUGGUGCAGGAUUUGCACUCGGGGCCAAACUGUGCCGGCCGGAUGCCGAGGUGUGGUGCCUCUUUGGAGAUGGAGCUUUUGGCUAUAGCCUCAUUGAAUUUGACACCUUCGUCAGGCACAAGAUCCCAGUGAUUGCUUUGAUAGGGAAUGAUGCUGGCUGGACCCAGAUUUCUCGGGAGCAGGUGCCCUCUCUGGGCAGCAAUGUGGCCUGUGGCCUGGCUUACACUGAUUAUCACCGGGCAGCCAUGGGACUUGGGGCCCAGGGCUUGCUGCUGUCAGGGGAGAAAGAAGAUCAGGUGGUCGAGGUGCUUCGUGAUGCUCAACAGCAGUGCCGAGGUGGCCACCCGGUUGUGGUCAACAUCCUCAUUGGGAGGACAGACUUCCGAGAUGGCUCCAUUGCUGUGUAGGGCCUCAUGGGUCAGUACCCUUGGCCUUCCCACCCCUGGACUGUGCCUGGCUGGUUUAGAGUCUCCUCCUUGCCUGCCUUGGACUUGGCUGAUCAGGUCCAGUGACUCUACAACCCUCCCUGAGGACAGGGGCUGGGGCGGUCAGAGCUCAGAGAAGUUCCCUGGCAGCACUGGAGAGCUCCUGGGCCUUUUUCUCUGGGCACAACUGCCCUUUCUCCCUUCCUCUCGGGCACACUGAAUAAACCACCCGUGUGGGCCCCAGCACUCA